This is a messenger RNA of Pocillopora meandrina, 15570 nucleotides long. Lineage: Eukaryota; Metazoa; Cnidaria; Anthozoa; Scleractinia; Pocilloporidae. The record is from the annotation of a GenBank genome assembly.
CUAGUUUCAAGAUGGCGGCCCAAUCGAGCGAAAACGAAUUAGAAUUUCCAUUCAAUACCAGUCGAGAAUUCGAACUGAGACUUGGAAGUAGUUUUCAUUCUAAAGGAGGACCGAAAACGGCCUUUCAUACAAUCAGAUGUGAGCUCACUUAUUUAUCACUUUCCAUUCUUUUUCGUGAAACAAAACCUUUUUUCUCAUGCGCAUUGACAAUUGACUACAUUUUCAAGUUGUGAACGAACAGCUGAAUUCAAUGAUUUUUUUCGUUAACAUAUUCAUUUACACUUUCCUAUUUCGAAGUAAUUUUUUUGUCUUUAUUCCCUAAAUAUUCUGUGGAGUAAUAGUGCGUCGAAAAAUUCUUUAAAACCCUCGGUACAGCUGUAGUUCAACAAUAAGCUCAAUAAACCGAAAAUAUUGUAUUAAAUAGUGAAUGAUUAUGUCUUCCUUGCUGAAAAUCAUGAAUUUUGGCCUUUUUAUCCAUUUCAAACUUUUUAUCAAUAAGUUAUGUAUAACCUAAUUUAUUCAUUUGUGGUUCAGUUAUGCAUUUGACAUUUUACCACAGAUGACUUCAAACCAGCCUCAGUAGACACCUCGAGACCGGCAGAGCUUGUUGUAGGUGACAAAAAUGAGGUCACAGUCACUGUUCCUAAUGUACAGGUAUUAUAUGAAUUCAUCUAAAUGCUUAAAACUUAAUGGCUGCUGUUCAAUCCCUUUAGUAGCCAUCUUUCAAAAGUAAUAUCCCUGAAAAGUUGUAUUUUUCACUAAGAAAAUAGAAGUAACAGGGUAACCAAACAUCCUCUUUGAUUUCGUAAGUACAAACUCUGAAGGAAAAAGUUGAAUAACACAGCCAGCUCUAACUGUGAAAUAUUUUUUAUUCUUAUUAAAAAUAGUGCAUUAUUUUUUUUGUUUGAUUUUCUUGAUUUUAAAUGGUCCAUGUAUGUUUUAAGUUAAAAAAAAAAAAAGAUGUAGCCAAAUCAUUUCUGGCGUCUGUCCCGUCGAUCGUGUCGCCUAAAGUGUCACACAAGCUAUAUGCAGUUGGAGUUUACUGCUCCUGGAAUGGCUCAGAGUUGAUACAGGGGAGGAGAAAGUUGACUUGCUGCAUGCGUAAGGAUAGCUUAGGCGCUGUGUAAACUACAUUGAAAUGGGACAAGAGUCUGAAGACCUUUAGAAGUUUAUGGGUAAUAAUAACUGUAGAUUUUUAUUAUUAUACUAAGCUCAAUUUUUUAAAACUGUUGAAACAUCAUUGACAAGUGUAUUUGAAUUACUUAUUUGUGUCAUCUUACGCAAGGCCUUUUUUUAUAUUGAUAUUCUUGCAUAAUUUUAUAGGAUUCUGGUAACACUGUUUAUCGUGGCUCAAAAAGAAGUUGUACGAAGGAAUUUAUUUUGGUGGUAGAUAAAGAAAAAAAGGUAUAAACCUACAGUAAUUACAUUGUUUUAAUAGAAAUGAUGUCUAUGUAGAAGUUUGUUUUGUUUUUAUUGUGGAGGCCUUGACUUAACAGUUGAUGUGCUGGACUCUGAGUGAAGAGGUUCUUGUUGGAGACCUGGCAAAGUCAAUGUGUUGUGUUUUAUGGGCUGAAGACACUUUACUCUCAUCAUGCCUCUCUUCAAUAGAGUAGAAAAUCAUGCUAGCGAACUGUCAGGGAAAGCUGACCAAAUGUCUGGGGGGUGGUAAAUACUUGCCGGAUCAUCAGGAUCACUUGGCUUGAGAACAGACCUUACCUUAUGCCUGCCUACCUUGUUUUCAAUAGGCAAUGUGAUAAUGAGCAAAAUUUUUGAUGUAAUCUCUACUAAGUGGUAGUUCUAUAGAAUGAUGUAGCUCCUGUAUCAAUUUCCUUCAGACAUUUACACUGGAGAGAAUUGAGUCUACUGUUCCUCAGCUCAAGAAAGUUAGGUAAGCUUAAAGCUUUAAUAUAUUUUGAUAUAUGUCUUUGAUGUUUUUUUAAUUUAAAUUUAACUAUGAUGAACACACACUGCUCAGUUUUCGUGUUAUUAUAAUCAUGGUAGUUCCAUUUUAUUCUUCUUUUAGGUUCUGUUUUAUAUUUGUUAUCAUCCAUCACACUCAGAAGGCUCCUUAACCUUUAACUCCUAAGAUCUGCAUAUGAAUUCUCCCCUCUAGCUGCUACACAUUUCCUUGUUUGUGUUACCCUUUUGCUGGAUAUUAUAGAGAGAAAUAAUAUGUUAAUCACUUCUGGGAGUUGAAGGGUUAAAUGCAUAUUAUGAUAUAAAAAUACUACAAUAGCUUAUUAAUAAAAGUAGGUAAUUACAAACUUUUCAAGGGUUAAAAGUCAAAUCCUGCCAUCAUCAAUUGUUGGUUACAGAUCAAUCCUCAAGACAGCUGUAGUUAGAAUUCUUCUGGAUGGUUGAUUCCUCAGAUCCAAGGGCAAAUAAUCUGACAAGAUGAAGAUGAAACUCUGUUUUCAGCUGGAUAUGAAAGUUUCUGAAGUACAGGCCAACUUUCAUAUCCAGCCAAACCCCUGUUUUAUCUUUAUCUUGACGGAUUUUUAUCCCCUGGGUCUCUGAGUACAUGUAUAGUUCCAUUGAAAUAAAUUAUUUUUUUUAACAUGUGGAUGCUUCGUUAUUGUAAGGUCAUCAAAUCAGUCAAAUAAACCUGUGAAGCUUCCUGUUACUCCGUCAACUGCAACUCUCACAAAAACACAGAAAAACAAGACCAAGAAUAAAAAGAAACCAGUGGAACAAAAAACAACUAAACAGUCUGUGUCUCCUGCCAAGAAUACCAGCAUACCUGCCCCCUCUAGCUCACAGGUAACAGGUUUUGCUUGUAGCCUGAGGUACAUUAUCAUUUGCUGAAAUUAUAUUCUGGAAAAAUAAAAAAAAUUAAUUUGUGCUUCAAGAAUAUUUCUGUGUCAAAUUCACCGCAUAAAGUUAUUUUUACUUAAUUUUUUUGCUUGAUUUUUGGUGAUUAUUUUUCACUUGGUUGUCAGACUAAAAUGGGAAAAAUCAACUGCUUGUGACACACCUAUUGUGAGUAGUGUAAUGUUGGUUAGAUUUUAUUGCCAGUUCAUGUAGUUGGUUGCUGCAUGGCGUUCAAGGUUUCUGUUAAUUUGAAUUAUUUUAUAUUAAUUUAGACUUAUUUAAUACAUCCAACGAACACUUGUGUCUGUUAUAUAAUUGUUGGAUAUGAAAUUGUUUGAUUGCAUUGGAGGGAUCAUUUACCCUUAAACUUUAAGUGUGACUAGUAUAUAAUUGCUCUUUAUUUAAUAAUAUCACCCCUGAAUCACACAUUAAUGUCACAAGAUGGAUGGAAAAGAUCACCAACAUAAGAAGCUCCUGAUUGUUAAGCAAACUCUCCAUGUCGGCACCUUAGGGAAUGUGUUGAGACUAGUGUGGAGAGUAUGAAUACUGAUGCUUGGGCGUAAAGGGUCAAUGUUCUUUUUUUUCUUUUAUUUGUUUCUUUUAUAUUUAUCUUUUCUUGCAAUACUAUUUAUUUAAUUUUUAAUUAUUUUUUGUUUCGUUUUUUCUGGUCAUUUUGCUAAGGAGGUGAAUACCAUACCAGAAGAAGUACCAUUACCGGCUGAAACAGAAUCUGGUUCUUCGUCUUCCAGUGAUAGUUCAGAUGUGGAAAAAGAUGGAAAUGAGGAUGAUGACGAGUUUGAUGACAAAGAUGUUGAAAAACUGAACAGUCUUGUCACCAGUGUAAGUUUGAUACUCUUGUUCAUCAAAUAUUCAUUGUUGAAAUAUUUUGAUCAUCAUUAUUAAGUAAAUGAUUGUUUUAUUCUUGGAAGAAUAUUGUAUUUCAGGUUUUAUCUUUCUUACCUCUUAUCCUGGGGGCAUGGUUUCCUUAAUUUUUUUUUUUUUCGGUACUUUACAUGUCUGUAUUCAUUUAAUGAGUCAUGCAAUUUUCAUGCUUGUUUAUUCAUUUGUUUUUGCAUCAUUUGAUCCGGUGUAGACUUUUUUGGUUUGCUCUUUUGUUUGAUAAUAGCUCAGAUUAUGAUUAGUUAAAGUUUAGUUUUGAAUUUAUCAUGAAUUAAACAAUUAUUAAUUAGCCAUCUAAAAUAAGUCAUGAGUCAUGAACCUUCCAUUUUCUCUUGCAAUCUUCCUCAACUAGAUGGAUGAAAAAGAGUUUGCAACAAAGAAGGAAGGUUUUAACACACUCUGUAAGUAUUUUUAAAUUAUUUUUAUUGCAUAAUCAAGUGAUCCUUUUUUAAGCUUGCAUAGGAACUGAGGUACCGGUACUGGCAUGCAUUUUACUUAUUUGCUAUUUUUACUUGAUUUGAUGUAUUUUUCUCUAUUGGUUAUUUAUUUAUUUUGUUCUUUUUUGGGAUAUUUUUGGUGGAAAGGGUUGGAAAGGGGAAGCACAAAACAAUGGAUUUAUUACAUUACAACAGCAUGACCAACACAGUGAAACAACAUGAAUGAGAUAUGAAACUUGUGGUGUAAUGAUUCAUAUUCCUUGCAAUUCAAUUCAAUUUUGAUUAUUGCCUUUUGAUUUCAAUUAUUAAAAUUCGAUUAUGCAAAAUCCUAAUUUUUAUUUAAUUCUUAUAACAUGAUACACAAUGUUAACAACAUACAACCGUAUACCCUUAAUUUGAAGAUACACCAUACAAACCUGAGGUAACCUAAUCACACUGAAACAAUUAUUUUAAUGGUAAGCGGGGGAUGUUAAAUAACCCAUGCACUUCUUGUAAAGGGAAGUGAAUGUAGCUCCUGGUUUUGUGAUCUGAUCAUUUUUCCAAAGUUCACAAAUUGGGUGCAUCUCCCAAAUUUCUUGUGGAAAGAAAAGUAAACUGCUCAAUGUGGUCUGGCUUAGGUCCUCUGUAAAGUGUUGUAAAGUGCAUUAGAGCUUAUCGAUAUUGAGAGUGUGCCAUCUGCUGGUAAAAACAUAAUUAUCAUCACUAUCAUUCUAAUUUUUUAUCUGGUUUUAAUAAUCACAAUCGACGACACUAGGAGCAGGCAUUUCAUUUGUUCAGUGUUAUGUUACACGAUAUGCAGCAGGUGUAACAAAGUCGGAAAGAUAUAGAAAAACCUGCUUGGAAUUAAACUAACAAAUUACACAAAAAAUUAAUUUUUUCUGACUUCGUCUACUAUCUUAUUAUUUGGUGUAUAUUUUCUUGAGUUAUUAUCAAGACGUUGCAAAAUGUAAAAUAAGUUCGCUAGCCUGUGAGUAGACCCUCCUUUUAAGUGCUUCGGUGCCUCCUUCAUCCAUUUUUAUGGGUUUGAUUUGUUUGCUCCAAAAAAAACAAACAAACAAUAUAUAACAACAAACCAAAUUAAAUAGAAAUUAAUCAAUCGUGUUAAUCGUAGCCGUUUUGCUUCAUUGAUGAUGUCAGAACUUAUGAGUCCUCUUUGUUCCAUUGCUUUGAAAACCUUUAAUCCGAUCCAAGCAUCCAGAGCAGCGUAUUCAAUCUGCUCCAAGGUCAGCGGAAAGUUUUCCCAGUUGCUUCUUGUCACCCGCUUACUCUUUGCAAGUGUGAUACCAAGAAAACGUUCCGCCAAUGCCUUUAAUCCAAUUUUUUGCGUAGAUGAGGAAUGAGACUUUGCCACGUCUUGUGUAUCGACGAUUCCAUGGCACACCAAGCCUCGAUCUCUUCUGAGCUUAGACACAUCUUGCUUUAUAGCACUACCGACUUUCAAGACUGUGGCGUCUUUUAGAAUUGAGACAAGCAGAUUUGGCAAUUUACUCAUGUGAUGAAGGUGCAGCACUAAGCAGGAUGUGUCGACUCCCAGUUGAAGAACGGCAGUCUUGUUCUCGAUGCCUCCACGCUUCUUGCUUACGAACUGAGGCUUCCACUCCAUGUCGAAGCCAACGGCUGAAGCUGAACAAUCUGUGAUGUGUGUUCUCAACCAGGUCUCAGCUUCGUGUACGUUUUUUGUGUAAACGACCUCGACUCCUGCAGCUUCGGCAGGUUGUGUUAGCUCAUGUUUUGUUGUUUCCACACGAGAGAACUGCUCGGUGGAUGGAUCAGGAAGAUGUGUUUUUUUUCGCGGCUGCUCGGUAACCUGUAGGCUUCGCCGUGAGAUAACGGUGUGCGGGAAGCUGCCAACACACUUGGUGUGGCUGGUGUCUCCCUGUAUCUGACGAUGCCUUGUUUGUGUAGUCAUACCAAGGUCCUUGCUAUCCGCCAUUUUGGUUGCUAAGAAACUAGUUACAAAUGCGCUUGUAGUAAGGUGAAACACAUGUGCCCCUAAUUCUAGCACAAUUUGUUCAUCACGCGUUGUUUGAGCAGGCCGAAGGCUCAGGUCGCAAAGGAGGCAGGGUUACUAAGCUAGUUUUCAACGAUUGUUUGUUGUGGUGAGCGUGAAUAGGGUCGUUAGAAACUUUUGGAAGAAAACUGCGGCUUAGCGUCGGUUUCAAUUGGAAAAUUGAGUUGGUAGUGAAUUGAAAUGAAACUACAGUAUGUGUGCUUGGAUUCUGCGUUGGAUUUGUGGCCGCCCGGCCGGGACAUAGCGGGGCAUUUGACAAGCGCUCACUUCUAAUGUUACAAAGUGCCCCACACCCCAAGGUCAGGUUUUUCCUCUAAUUGAAGCUAACGACCCCGCUCACAUCUCCCGCUCUUGUUGAGUGGAAGGCACAGGCUAAUGUAAAUGGUUUAAACUUUAUUUGUCACUUCUUUCAACAGCAUUUGCAAGUCUAGACUUCCCUCUUCAGAGAUACACAUCACGUGUCUCCUCUCGCCAAACUCGACAAGCACCCACACAAAAUUUGCAUCAAUGAACAACAGUUUUGUAGCACUAUCACGAACAAUACAAGACUUUAAUUCAGACCUAUCCGUGUACAGACCUAUCCAUGUACAAAGUAUUUUUUUAAAUAUGCACAAGAAGAUAAUAUAAACACCUGAUGACAUGCUUGAUCGGUCAAGUGAUUCUCAGAAUAACUUACGAGUAAAAAUUGUGACAAAAGAUCUUUGUUCACAAAACAAUCAAUUAUAUUUAUGUGACGGCAUACUCAGCCGAAGAUAUGAGGUGAUUGAGAUAAAACGACUCUUACCUACUUUUCAUGGCCAAAAGCCGCCAUCUUGCCGGACUAGCGAUUCUUGACCUAGUCCACCUCGGUGGAAAAUACCCCGGUCCACUCCCCCGCUGUUCUUGGAUGACGUGCAAAAGAGGUCAAAGUCCCCGAUACCUGCGGCCCUUUCGCUCGUCAAAUAACGGAAAAUUCCCCACAAAUGUCCCGCUGUGUCCCGGCGAGGGGGGGGGGUGCGGGGGUUUACAUUGACUGGUGCAUAGCUUCUCCCAAUAGUAUCCACACGUUAUCCAGCAAACAGGUAAUGAGAUUACUCAAACUUAUCGGGUACAAGAUUUGAUCUUGAUUGAACACCAAAUUCUCGUAAUCAAUUCACAAGGAAAUGUGUAGCAGCUAGAGGAGAGAAUUAGCAAUCAGAUCAUGGAAGUUAAAGGGUUAAGAGCGGUUGUAAAUGUUCCCCGCAUACAAACUCUUAUAAUUUCGCCAUGACUCCUAUUCCACAAGAUGAUCAUCUCACAGCUGGAGCUUAGGCUGCCUGUGGGUGAAAGUGUGAAAGUAGGAGUGGUUCUUUGUGUAGUUUUCGGCUCUGGCGGCAGAAGUGAUCACGACAAAGAGAUUGGAUAUUAUUGAAUACCAUCAGUUAUAAAAAAUAAGUCUGCCUUCGAAGAGGAGACAACAACAACAGAGAGGAAAGAAAAGUGGAUACAAGCGAAGAGUAAAAGUGAUGCCUGGGCAAAAUGAGGUUCUCAAGAGCAAACAGGUAUGCUGCAAGCAUUUUGUCUCUAGAAAGCCAUCUCCUUACUGGCACAAGCAUGAUGUAGAUUGGGUGCCAACUUUAGAGCCCGGAAAGAAAAGUUAUGGCCGUGAGGUAGACUAAAGCAAAAGCAAAGAGGCAAGAAAGAGCAAAGAAAAGAGAGAAACAUGCUAUUGAGCAACAGGAACGUGAAUAGCUAAGUACCAAGUACCUCCACAGAAGAGGGAAAAACUGUAGAAGAAGGAAAUAAACAUUCCAUUUCUGAUGAUCUUGCGACAUGUGAUGAAGGCAGUGAAAGGACUGGGCAAUGUUUUUUUGAAAUGCUGUAUGACUUUCAGACGCGCCUUUUCUGCCAGCAUGAUGGCUAAAAAAUCUCGACCCACUAGUUUGAUCCCUUAUGUUGAGUAUUACUUUGUUUAUGUUUUCAUCAGAAUUAUCCAAUGUCUUUUCAAUACAUUUUGAUAGUAGUUUUGGAUAAUCAAGAUCAACAUUUCCCGCAUCAAAUAGGUCGGUAACAAUCGGCAGUGAGUGGCUUUCAUCGAUAAACUGGUCAGCAUAGAGAUCGAUAAAGCUAAGAGCAGCAGCUUUAAUUUUCUAGGUAUUUAGCUUCGCGUACACAGCCUGCAUUUCAUCUUCUGAUGGAGACGCGACGGGCGAAGUUUGAUCGCCUUUUCCGCUGAGCCUUUCUGCUGUUCCCCGAAUUUGGAUGUAGUGAGUCGAUUCUUUGGUCCAGCGUCUUUUUUAAGCUUUUUCGCAGACGAAAAGUCGAUAUCCUUCACCUUCGAGUGCGGCACUUCUGUAACAUAAGUUGGGAGAAUCCACGUGCAGUUGGUUUGAGUACAUGCGAGUUUCUCUUGGAUUCUUGUCCCUGCUUCGAUAAAGAAUAGUACACCCGCUACGUCUGAGCGGGAUUCGGCAAGGCCUGCCUUGCAGCUUAAACGAGAUUUCAAAUCCCGGACAGGCCUGAAUCUUUUUCAGGCCUUAUUUUCACUACUGCUCAAAUAGUGUUCAUUACUGGGAAGAUUGCUUUCAUAUUCACAUAUUUAUUUGCAUGAAAUUUCACGGCUGAGAUGGGCACCAACAUGGCGGCCCUUAAUUUGCAUAAAUGUAUGACGUCAGCUGCAUACCGAGAAUAUGCACUUGUAUCUCUGCGGAAAUUCCCAUCAACGUUUUGCGUCCCAACUCCAUGAAGUUGAGGGAACUGGCGUUAAAACGCGAAAUGUGGUACGAAGCUUAGAUCUGUGCAAAUAAGUUGUUUCGGUUCUCCGUUUUGACAGAGCGAUCCGUUUGAUUCGCUCUUGAUGGGUAUCGAAGUCACUUCACAAGUUGUCCGGAGUUGGCCGCUUCCUCGCUCGCCUUAAAAAAUACGAAGAAGACAUUACUGAUAGGCAGAUUCAGUGAUCGACUCAGAUCUCAGAUGCAGUUUUUUUGCCGGAUAAGGUGAGGAUAACUCUUCUCUAGGCGCGGAAUCUAUUCAAAAUGUUGCUUUAGCGAGCAAUAUUCAUACAACAGAACGGUACUCUCGGAAGCUAGUUUGUGAGACUUGACUCCUCCUUCGAAAUUCGGACGUGAUGUACAACAGGCGAUUUUCAUAAAUAUUCGACUAAGACACUGGUGAAUGCUUAUUAUCUGAGUUGAAGGGGAAUACUUAGUUGAAGAGGACGCUGAUUUCUUCUGAUUGGUCGAGAGCAUGUAGUCAAUUUGUGAAAGGGGCUCCGAGUUACUCAACUCGGAAAAUGUAGUUUUCACCUUAAACACGCGAUUUUUCAUACAAAGAACUGAUUUUUACAGUUCACCUUUGGAGUGACUAAAAAAUUAUCAAGUUCAGGCACAAACCGCUUCGAUUGUCUACGAUGUGAUGCAAAACAAGAAACGUAGGAGCGGUUAAAGUUUAUUGACAGACUGAUUAAAUUCAACUAUCUUAUGUAAAUAGUGGCAGCUCGAUCGAUCAGUAACACUUCAACUGACGAAAAUGAGCAUGUGCUUUUCUGAGAUAAAAUAAAGCUCGUUUAAUUCACUGCCUCAUAUCUUUAUUUUCUAUCAGUCAAAAAACACUUCUCUCUCAAAAUGUGUUCUGAAGUAUUUUGUUCCGAGGUAAAAUACUGAUCUUGGUUUAUUAUCAUAUGCAAGUUCACAUAUGAUCGGCGCGUUACAAAUGCAAAUUUUAUUGAGCGCCGUAACUCUAGGAAACCAUGGAUUUAUUACAUUACAACAGCAUGACCAACACAAUGAAAAACUUGAAUAAGACAUAGUUAGUAGAGGAGACUACUAACUAUGAAUAAGACAUGAAACUUGUGGUGUAAUAAUCCAUAUUCCUUGCGAUUCGAUUGAAUUUCGAUUAUUGCCUUUCGAUUUCGACUAUUUCAAUUCGAUUGUGCGAAAUAUUAAUGUUCCUGUAAUUCUUACAACAGGAUACGCAGAGAAAUAAGCAUACGACCCUAAACUCUUAAUUUGAGGAUACACUGUACUAUACUGAUGUAAAUUAAUCACACUGAAACAGUUAUUGUAAUGGUAAGAACGGGAUGUUAAAGAAAGCUAACUUUGCAAAGCAUCACCGUUCUCUAUGGGUCACAAGUUUUUUGUUGAGUGGUUUAUGUUGUCUUUUUCUGCUCGUGUGCAUGGUGGACUUUUUGCUUCAUCAAUGAUGUCAGAACUUAUGAGCCCUUACUUUGUUCGAUUGCGUUGAAGACUUUUAAUCCGAGCCAAGCAUCCAGAGCAGCGUAUUCGAUCUGCCUUAAGGUCAGCGGGAAGUUUUCCCAAUUGCUUGUUGACACCCGCUUGCUCUUCGCAAGUGUGAUGCCAAGGAAACGUUCCGCCAAUGCCUUUAAUCCUACUUUUUGCGUAGACGAGGGAUCGAGAGACUUUGCCACGUCUUGUGUAUCGACGAUUCCAUAGCACACCAAGCCUCGAUCUCUUCUGAGCUUAGACAUAUCUUGCUUUAUACCACUACCGACUUUCAAGACUGUGGCGUCUUAUAGAAUUGAGACAAGUAGAUUUGGCAAUUUACUCAUGUGAUGAAUGUGCAGGACUAGGCAGGAUGUGUCAACUCCCAGUUGAAGAACGGCAGUCUUGUUCUCGGUGCCUCCACGCUUCUUGCUUACGAACUGAGGCUUCCACUCGAUGUCGAAGCCAACGGCUGAAGCUGAACAAUCUGUGAUGUGUGUUCUCAACCAGGUCUCAGCUUCGAAUAUGUUUUUUGUGUAAACAAUCUCGACUCCUUCAGCCACGGUAGGUUGUGUAAGCUUAUGUUUGGUUGUUUCUUUUGUCAUGGGAGAGAACUGCUUGUUGGAUGGAUCAGAAGGAUGUGUUCUUUUUGCGGCAGCUUUGUAACCUGCGCGCUUCGGUGUGAGAUAUCGGUGUGCGGGCGGCUGUGCACGCGCUUGGUGUGGCUGGUGUCCUCCAGUAUGUGACGAUUCCCUGUUUGUGAGUUCAAACCAAGGACUUUUUCCUUGUAUUUCCUUGUAUUUGACUUCGUGUGCCUGCUCUGUCCUUGAAGAUUCCAUGUAACAUGCACUUGUAUCUCUUCGCGGAAAUCCCGAUCGACGUUCUGCGUCCCAACUCCAUGGCUGGUUUUUUCCAUAAUCUGACGGUGACCAGUUUGUGUAGUCAUACGAAGGACUUUUUCCUUGUAUUUGGUAUCUAUCUCCGUCGUGUGCCUGCAUUGAUCUUGAAAAUUCCAUGUAAUAUGCACUUAUAUCUCUGCGCGGAAAUUCCGAUUGACUUUCUGUGUCCCAACUCCAUGAUGUUGAGGGAACUGGCGUUAAAACUCGAAAUGCGGUACUGGGCUUAGAUCUGUGCAAAUAAGUUGGUUUGUUUGUCCGUAUUGACGGAGCGAUCCUUUUGAUUUCCUCUUGGUGGGUAUCAAAGUUCUCCGGAGCUGGCCGAAGACAUUGAAGAAUGAAUGAAGACAUUGCUGACUAGCAGAUAAAGCGAUGGACUCUGAUCUCAGAUGCAGUUUUUUGCCGGAUAAGGUGAGGAUAAGUCUUCUCCAGGCGCAGAAUCUAUUCGAAAUGUUGCUUUAACGAGAACGGUAUUCUUGGAAGCUAGUCUGUGAAACUUGAUACGUCUUUCCAACCCGUUUCAAUAUUAUUUUUCUUUCUGCCUCGUGACACCCACGUGAUGUGCAACAGGCGAUUUUCAUAAAUAUCUGUCAAAGACACUGGUGUUUGCUUAUUAUCUGAGUCGAAGGGGAGCACCUAUCUGAAAAGUCUGAAGAAGGUGUUAAUUUUUUGUUUGUUUCAGUUGUUUCAGUUGUUGCCAUUUUUCAUGCUAGGAGCUGAUUUUUACAGUUCACCUUUAGAGUGACCCAAAAAUUAUCAAGUUCGGGCACAAAUCGCGUCGACUGUCUACGAUCAGAUAUAAAAACAAGAAGCGUGGGAACAGUAAAAGUUCAUUGGCUGACUGAUUAAAUUCAAUUAUCUUUGGUAAACAGUGGCGGCUAGAUAGAUUGGUAUCACUUUUAUGAAAGAAAAUGAUCAUGUGCAUUUCUGAGAUAAAACUAGACCCUGUGAGCAGGGUAACUGGGAGACCUGGAUGGUACUGGAUCCUUAGAAUCAAGUGUAGUGAUACUACGGGUGUCGGACUAGUAUACUGAAAUAGUGCGCUCAAGUCUGGCCAAGGGCAUACACCAAUUUCAAAACAUAGGCAUGCUAUGCAUGCAAGAAUUACUUUUUUGUGCGGUGGGUGGAUUACUUGAAACAUUGUGAGUGAUGUCUGCAUUCUUACAAAAGGAGAGAAGAAUAUUAAUGUGGGAAAGAACGAAAAUGUCGAAUUACCUCACUCACAGGUAUUUUGUGGUGGAUUAUUUGUGUUUCGCGAAUAAAUGUAACCAAAAAUUAACUGUAUUGGUGCCACGGAUACCUGUUAGUACAUAAUGCAGACAGCAGACUGCAGACCUACUACAAAGUAUUAGUAAUAAUAAUGCAAAGUGGGUACAAAAUGCAGACUAAGACUAUGAAGAGUUUUUACGUCUAGUAUAUAAUAACAUGUCAUCUUACAGCUUACCGAGCGUCACGCAAUCGUUUUUCUGCGAUCCGCCUUCACGAUUAUUUGCACUAUUGUGAGAUAUUCCUGGCCCAUUUCUUGAUGAAAAUCGAUCGCAAUAUUAUUUCAAGCCUUCAAUAUAGUCUUCUUAAUUUGCGCGCGAGUUGGUUGGUGUGAUGUCUGUACAGAUUUUACCAACGUAAUAAAAGUAGAUGACGUGAAUAACAGUGAUGGUAGAGCAAGCUUAAAACGGUAGUAAUCGCCAGAAAAUACAACGGAUACACAGGGUAUGAGUAAGUUUUAUUGAUUUUACGAGAAAAAUGUUCAUAUUUCGAAAUAUGUAUCGUUGUAAAUCGAUCAUACUUCACAACGCGUGACGCGUUCAUGAAUUAAUCGUUGGCUUUUUCUCGAGACGUGACCUUGGGCUGCCUGUGACAAGACAAUUGCGUAAACAAUAUUUAACAUAAUAUCAUUAUACACAAAAAAACACAGGGUUUUGGAUCACGUAUAUAUUAAAAAAGAAUAUCCAUACAACUACAAUGAAAACAAACAUAAGAUUCAUAAGAUUCGUGAAAUUAAUACCAUUCGUACUGUUGUCGUGGCCACGUUCCUUACCAUCAAGUGAAUCCAACAUGUCGUCUUUCUUCACAAGCAGUUUGCAUCCAUUAUAGUUAUGUUCUUCAGUCUCACGGUAGUAGUGUUGUUCAAUAGAUUGCAUAGAGUAUAUGCAGUUUGGUUUCAGAUUUCAGAUUUUGCUUUUUACAACAAUUGAACGUUUUUCAACUAAGACAUUGGCAUACUUAGCAUACAAGGCAUUCAAGGCUUUCAUGGCUUUCAAGCGUUCGCGACUCAAUCUGUUCCAAAAUUACCGCUCAAUAACAUCUUUCAGUGUGGAUUAGCCGCGAUUAAUACGACUUGUACAUGCGUCUGUAAGUAUUUUGCGCGUUUGCGCCAUAAUGCUCCAGGAGAUCGCAAUCCAAAUACGUUGAAAUACAAAAUAAAUUACCAGAGUUUUAUAAGCAAAAUCUCGUGAUUCGUCCCUGUCUGACCUGGCCAAUCAUCAUCAAGAUAACGCGUGUCAGCAUGACAACACUCAAUCACAUCAUCAAGGGAUAACACGCGUGAUCAGCAUGUGAACACCUCAUUGGAUCACAGUUAGUUGUCAUGGUGUUGAGGGCCCAAUGACCUUUGGGUAUUCGUGGGAGUUAAAUCGCUAAAGUUAUAUUUGGGAAAAUGGUUUGUUUUUGUUACUGGUAUCCCAGUCAUCAUAGUUUUUACUACUCUUAUCAUCACUCAUUCUAUAAUCUUUUGGAAAUUGCACGAUAUGUUGAUUAGUCUCAAUUUGAUUGACAUUUUAUAUGUUGUUAUUGCUUUAUCUUAUAAACUAUAGAAAUUAACGGUUUAAUAUCGACUAACGUUGUAUUGGAAUCGUAAAAUCAAUUGAAUUAAAGGUCUUACAUCCUGGUGAAAGUUUCUUAUAGUCAGGUCUUAUUUCAUUAUCCCAAAACAGGCUGGUUUCCACCACCAACAACAACAACUAAGGUCUUACAUCCUUGUAUUUAAUCGUAAUCAGAUGAACAAAAACAAAAUAAUUAGGAAAACAAAAUAGGAACACCAAUGGAAUUGGACACAGAAUGGCUCUCGUCUCUUGUGAUCCAGUAGAAACUUGAUUGUUGGCCAGAAGUCACAAGGACCUGGAGAUCUUGAGACUUGGCCCUGUUAUUCGUUGUUUCUUCCGAACUGGCGUUCCAGCUGAUAAUUCUUUCGCGCUCUUACGAAUACGACUCCGACUCCGACUCCGACUCCGUUGAUAGCGAAAACUGGUUCGCCUGUUUGAAAAGAUUGAUUGUUUGUUUGUUUUUUUUUUAACAGGCGAAGAUCUUCAGCUGAGUGAGUCUGGGAGCGAUAGUGAUUGACAAGGCGAUUCAGCGGUGUCUAUCUAAUAGGAUUCAUAGGAUAUUUUAAUAUAAUUUUGACAAGAACGUUUCCGCCUUGUGGACGUCAAUCAGUGGCGGAUUUUUCACCUACUGACUCUGUAAGAAUAUCGAGGGGAUGGUUUUUGGAAACAAUUAUCAGGUAGUUUUAUCCGUAAUAUUCAGCGAUAGUUCUCGUUUCUGAUGGUUCUUCCGUUUCAAAGUUCUCUACAGGGUCUUGACACAGAACGAUUUAAAAACGAAAAAAUACCCGUUUCUUUACAACGGCGAUUUGAAUUUAGGGCGUAAAAUCAUUUAUUCAGUCAUGAAUAUCUUAACAGACAGCUAACUGAAUAUUGAUAACCAAUGAGCGCUCGAAAAAAUUCUUGCUCAUAAUUCAUAGAGGGUGCCAUCUUUAUUCCAAAAAUUCUGCACCGUUUCUUGUCUAUUCCUCAAUUAAUCAAUCAAUCAAUCACGCCACAAACACAGUCAGACGUAAUGUGUCGUACUUGUGACUAUUCUGAAACAGGUUUAUCCCUCAAACAACAAUAUUGCAAAAUAGAACAAUAAUCACCCUACUUCCAUAUUCUAUACCCUUUACUGUGCUGGCCCUCACUACCGCGCCACAACCUUACAUGCCCCUUCGAAAGUUGGUCCAUUAACUCCCAAGAUCUGAUUGUUAAUUCUCCCCUCUAACUGCUACACAUUUCCUCGUGAAUUAGUUAUGAGAAUUUAAUGGUAGAUCAAGAACUUCAACCUGAUAAGUUUAAAUAUUCUCAUAAUAUAAAGAGAAGUUGCAUGUUUAUUAAUUAAAUGAGAGUCAAGGGGUUCAAAGACUCUUGUACUUUGACCCGCUUUGCUUUUGCAGCGCACACAUACUCUUCAGUCAACAUUUUUUUUUUUCGAAUACAGCUGUAAAAAAUGUAUUUAAGCAUUAAGGAGCAGUACACGGACCUCACUUUAGUGAACGACGCGGACUGGGCUUCGUUUUCAGACUGUUU